AUGUCAGUUGGGGAGUUAAUUUUGGACAAGACAAUAUCACCGCUGCUUUCCUCGAAGCUCGGUCUAUCGCGAACGCAUUUUCGUCCCCCGAAAUCGCAGCUUCUGGAAUCAAGCUCGAUUUCAUUGAAAUCGGUAACGAGGCUGACCUUUUUCGAAACAACGGAUUCAGGUCCCCGAACUACACGGUCACGCAAUACGUUCCUGAGUAAGGAAUGGACCACAUUCGCGCAGAAUGUUUCCGCCGUUGCGAACAUCUCCUCCAAGUCGUUCACAAAGUUUCUCGCUGGCUCAUUUGCUGGUUCUGGUGGUAGCGGUAACUUUUCCGCAAGGGCUAUUAUCGACAAAGGCAUUCUUUCAUCGCAACCAGGUGCUCAGAUCACUGCCAUUUCACAGCACCUUUACAGUGGUUCAUUCUGUAGUGGAAGUGGCGCCCUUCUCCAGGAUCUGAUGACCAAGUCAACGGUUCGAUCCAACCUCACAAGAUUCAUACCUGAAAUCACCGCAGUUACGAGUAGGAACCUUGAGUAUGUCUUCGGUGAAACGAACAGUUUCUCUUGUCAUGGAGCCCCAAACGUUUCAAACACCGCAGGUGCUGCGCUGUGGACGUUGGAUUAUGCUUUGUUUGGGCGAACGAUUAACAUCACAAGAUUCUACUUCCACGAAGGUAUUGGCUUCAAGUACAACCUGAUUCAACCUGCUACUCUCACUCGUUCAAUCCUCGAUGGUUCUAACUUGCCCACUCCUUUACCUCCCCAUGUGCAACCACAGUACUACGCAGCCAUCAUUGCUGGAGAGGCGAUCGGGAAGAGCGGAAGUACGCAGAUAUCUGAACUUUCGAUCAACGAUUCGCGAAUUACCGGAUAUGCAUUUUACGAGAGAGGUGUUCUAAAGAGAGCGGUGUUUAUUAACUUGCAAGCGUUCUUGAGCGGUACUAGUGGUGCCCGUCCUAGCGUGCAUUUGGAUUUUAGUGUUUCUGGCAAAACGAGAACGACAGUGAAGAGGUUAACUAUUGGCCAUGCGGACGAUGCGUCUGGACUGAAGUGGGGUGGACAGAGCUACGAGACACCUGAUGGGCGUGUCAACGGAACGUUGUCGCAAGAGAGUGGUCUGGUCAGAGACGGUUUGGAUAUCGUUGCGACGGAGGCUGUCCUUGUGUCCUUCUCGUAA
Marasmius oreades (fairy-ring Marasmius) is the source of this 1167-nucleotide messenger RNA. RefSeq lists its product as uncharacterized. NCBI's taxonomy places the organism in Eukaryota, Fungi, Basidiomycota, Agaricomycetes, Agaricales, Marasmiaceae. Bases 1 to 1167 code for a protein of 388 amino acids. The record is from RefSeq and is a predicted model, not a curated record. The transcript is spliced from 9 exons.